Molecule: messenger RNA, 5012 nt
Organism: Callorhinchus milii (elephant shark)
Lineage: Eukaryota; Metazoa; Chordata; Chondrichthyes; Chimaeriformes; Callorhinchidae
Gene: agtpbp1
Product: ATP/GTP binding carboxypeptidase 1
Exons: 26
Coding region: 171-3782 (1203 amino acids)
Biological process (GO): proteolysis; protein side chain deglutamylation; C-terminal protein deglutamylation
Molecular function (GO): zinc ion binding; metallocarboxypeptidase activity
Source: RefSeq, a predicted model, not a curated record
ACAGGGAGGGAGGGAGAGCUGAGCUGUUGUGUUGCUGAGCUGCUGCUGCUUUCUGUCGCAUUGAUACAGUCACAUCGUCUCCAGUCACUCGCAGGCGACAGGCGAGUGGCAACGCUGUACUGCACACGAUUUUUUUGAGAUGGCAAAGUGACUGAGAGAUUCUAUCCAAGAUGAACAAGGUCAAAAUGACCACAGACAAAGGAAACUCUCGGAUCUUUGGUCUGCUAUCCCAGCUGGAGAAGACAAACUCUGAUUCGGCAUUGCUAGAUGUCGAUAAUGCCCGUCAUAUUACCUCCAAGAUUCUUCAUUUGGCUCAGACUCAAGAAAGAACGAAGAAAGAUAUCACCGCCAAAGGUUCAACAGGAAUGGAAGUAAUUCUCUCAACACUUGAGAAUACCCGGGACCUUCAGACCACACUGAAUAUCCUCAGCAUUCUAGCUGAACUGGUCUCUGUGGGAGGAGGCCGCAGAAUUGGUGUGUUGGUUUCCAAAGGAGGGAGUCAGGUUCUGCUUCAGUUGCUAUUUAGUGCCAGCAAAGAUUCUCCGACAAAUGAAGAGCUUAUGGUGCAACUUCAUUCUUUACUCGCAAAGAUUGGACCGAAAGAUAAAAAGUUUGGAGUCAAAGCCAGGAUUAAUGGAGCCUUAAGCAUAACUCUAGGUUUGGUGAAGCAGAAUUUACAGAACCUGAAGCUGAUUCUUCCUUGUCUGCAGGUCCUACGAGCAUAUUCUAGUAAUUCUGUUAAUGCAGUGUCCUUGGGUAAAAAUGGUGUCGUGGAGCUUAUGUUUAAGAUUAUUGCUCCUUUUAGCAAGAAGAACACUGGUCUUACAAAGGUCUCUUUAGACACAUUGGCGGCAUUGCUGAAGUCGAACACCAAUGCAAGACGGGCAGUGGAAAGAGGAUACCUUCCGCUUCUUCUCACGAUUUAUCUUGAUUGGCACCGGCACGACACUAGGCACAGACACAUGUUGAUUCGUAAGGGAGUUUUAACCUGCAUCAAAAAUAUCACCAAUAUCAAGCUUGGCAGAAAAGCUUUUAUUGAUGCUGAUGGGAUGAAGGUCUUGUAUAAUACUUCUCAAGAAUGCCUUUCAGUGAGAACACUGGAUCCUCUGGUCAAUAUAUCCAGCCUAAUAAUGAGAAAAUGCUUCCCUAAAAACCGUCUUCCAAUUCCAACCAUUAAAAGCGUCUACCAAUUCCAGUUAAAAGUGAUACCAGCAAGUGGUCCUGUAGCACAGCUUUAUAGCUUACCUCCUGAUGUGGAUGACGUUGUAGAUGAAAGUGAUGACAAUGAUGACAUUGAGACUGAAAUAGACAAUGAAAAUGAAGAUGAAGAUAAAGAUGAAAACCUGAAGAAUGAUGAUAUUGAAACCGAUAUUAACAAGUUAAAGCCGGUGCAAGACUUGAGGCGUCCAGUAGAAGAAUUGGAAGAAUAUGUACGUUUUUUCCCAGAGCUCACUGAAGACUUUCAGCCUUAUGAUCUUCCUGAAAAGAUGAGCCCGAACGUUUCAGGAACUGACGUGAAGCUGACCGGGCCUAUUGUCGUACCUACGGCAGGAGAGGAACUGUCUGCAGAUAGUGUGAUGAGAGCUCCUGCUGAAGAUAAGGACAGGCUGGCUGGACAGCUGUUUGUAUCCAAUGCUUGCCAAGCACCUGUGCAGGGCAAUGAAUUGGAAACACCUAUAAACCAGCAAAGCAAAGAGAGUAUCAAUGCUGCUAACUUGCACUGCUCUAAGCAAAAUGGAGAUACAUUGACAUCUUCACAAUACCAGGACAAUGAGAUCACAAAAAAAUUGAACAGUAUGUCCUUGCACUAUAAUAGUGCAUUUGGAAAUGCAAAGUAUUAUAACAAUGGUUGUGUGAGUGCAAAGGAGAGUAAACCCAGCUUUUUGACAUUGGGGCAAGCCUGCAGCCAAACGUGUCAGCACCUUUCAGGUUGUGGAAAGUCUUUAUUCACCUCCUCGUUUGGUGACCCGCAAUCUUGGCGGCAGGUUGGUACCCAGCUGGGCCAGUUGUGUUGCACUGGCAUAGACACUGAGGAUGAGUCCUCUUCAAAUUCUUCGGGGGAACAUGGAUAUUUAGAGGUCACAGACUCGGGGAACUUGCAACCACUGAAUGAUCCUGAUCUUUACAUUGAAAUUGUUAAAAAGACUAAAUCUGUUCCUGAAUACACUGACGUGGCGUAUCCCGAUUAUUUUGGCCAUGUUCCACCACCAUUCAAGGAGCCUCUCAUAGAAAGACCUUAUGGUGUACAAAGGACCAAAAUAUUUCAAGAUAUCGAGAGACUGAUUCAUGCAAAUGAUGUCAUAGAUAAGAUUGUAUAUGAUCUUGAUUUAAUAAGCUAUCCGUUAACUGAAGAUGGAGACACUCUGAGGUUCAAUUCACGAUUUGAAUCUGGAAAUCUACGAAAAGCAAUUCAAAUCCGAAAGUUUGAGUAUGACCUCAUCCUCAACUCUGACAUCAACAGUAACCACCAUCAUCAGUGGUUUUACUUUGAAGUGAGUGGAAUGCGAAGUGGUACUCCUUACCGAUUCAACAUCAUCAACUGUGAGAAGUCCAACAGUCAAUUUAACUAUGGUAUGCAUCCAUUAAUGUACUCUGUUCAGGCAGCCUUGAAUGGCAGCCCACAGUGGAUUCGCACAGGAACAGAUAUCUGUUACUACAAGAAUCAUUUUUCUAGAAGUUCAAUGGCAGCUGGGGGUCAGAAAGGGAAGUCUUAUUACACUCUGACAUAUACAGUGAAUUUUUCUCACAAGGAUGAUGUGUGUUAUUUUGCUUACCACUACCCAUAUACCUACUCUACCUUACAGAUGCACAUUCAAAAGCUGCAAGCGUUACAUGAUCCUCAGCAGAUCUAUUUACAAGAAGAUUCACUGUGUGAAACGUUAGGAGGUAAUCCUUGCCCAGUACUGACCAUCACUUCCAUGCCAGAGUCUAAGCACUGGGAACACAUUUGUCAGUUCAGAAACCGGCCUUACAUUUUCCUUUCGUCUCGUGUGCACCCUGGAGAGAGCAACUCCAGUUGGGUGAUGAAGGGCACCCUAGAGUUUUUAAUGAGCAACAGCUUGGCAGCUCAAAGCUUACGGGACUCUUACAUUUUCAAAAUUAUCCCCAUGCUAAACCCAGAUGGUGUUAUUAAUGGAAGUCAUCGCUGUUCUUUAAGUGGAGAGGAUCUGAACCGGCAAUGGCUAAACCCUAAUCCGGAAAUUCACCCAACAAUUUAUCAUACCAAGGGGCUCCUGCAGUACUUGGCCAGCAUACAUCGUACUCCUCUGGUAUUUUGUGAUUAUCAUGGUCACUCACGCAAGAAAAACGUCUUCAUGUAUGGCUGCAGCAUUAAGGAGACGGUGUGGCAGACUGACGUUAGUGCCUCCUCAUGUGACCUUCAGGAAGAUCUCGGCUACAGAACCCUACCAAAGAUACUGAACCAAAUUGCACCAGCGUUCUGCAUGAGCAGCUGCAGUUUUGUGGUAGAGAAAUCCAAGGAGUCCACAGCGAGGGUUGUAGUGUGGCGUGAGGUUGGUGUAGCUCGAAGUUACACCAUGGAAAGUACCUAUUGUGGCUGCGAUCAGGGGAAAUACAAGGGUAAUCAGAUAGGAACAAGAGAACUGGAAGAGAUGGGAGCUAAGUUCUGCAUUGGCCUUCUACGUCUCAAGAGGUUGACAUCGCCUGUGGAAUAUAGACUGCCUCGCAGCUUCCUGGAUGUGGAAAGGGAUUUGAUUGAAAACAGAUGCAGUGUCACCAGAUCACAAGAAGUUCGGAUGAAGAAGGCCCUUUGGACUAUUUAAUAUCAUCCGUCAAGAAUAUCAACCCAACCAUUUUCCCAUUACAGCAUGAAGCUGCUUUUUAAAUGAGUCCAGUGUGUUGGCCUCACUCAACUAUAACCCACUCCAGCUGGUGACAUUCUCUCACUAAAGAAAUACCUCCUCGUGUUUGACCUAUCAUUAUUCCUCACCACUCUGAAUCUGUGCCCUCUUGUUCUGCUGUCUCAACAUAUAUGAAAGUAUUGUUCUGGGUUUACUUUAUCUUAUAUAGUUCUCAGAUCUCCACUGAGAUGUCCCAUCAAGGGUGAAGACUCAUAGUUUAUCUCGUUAUUCCUAACAGAUCAUCCUUCAAACGAUGGUUACCAAUUUUGCUGUUCUCAUCUGCAUUGCCUCUUGGUCCUGGGCAGCCCCCUUAAGUCACAGUAACAAGUUCUGUAGGAGCAGCUUGACCUACGCAUGUAUAGCUUGAAUUUAGAUGCUGAACUCAACUAAUAUUGUCAUUUGGGUUAUUAUCAUGUUCACUUUGCUUCCUGCUGCUUCACACCAUUUAGACAUUGUGAUUGCCCAGUCAAUGGCUUGGUUACUUACUUUCAGUUUUCUUGAUAAACUCUAUGCCAUGCGUGGAGUGUGUGUGCCUCAUAUUUAUAUGCCCUAUAAAUACAGAACCUUGCAUUGUCUAUAUUGAACUUGAUGUGCCUGUGAUCAUUUCAGUUAUAUUACAUCUAUUUAAUGUGUAAUUUGAUGUGUAUAACUAGUUGAUCUAGUGUGUUACUACCAAGAGUUACGUGAUUAUUAAAGCAAAUUGGCUAUUUCCGACCAUGACUAUUUCCUAAUUUGGCAGUAUAUUUUUGAUGGAUUUGCUAAAAUUGUUUUGUUAUAGUGUAGUUUGUAGGACUCGGAUACAAUUAUAUAUUUUUUUGGCUGGUGCUUUAGCUAAAUAAAUGCUUUCGACAUGUUUACUUUGUCGGAUGUCAGUAGCCAGCACUUUCUGGGAAAAAUCCCAUUCUGUGAAGUUCUACAAAAUAAGAGUGCAUGUUCAUGUUUUUAAACUUGCAGCUGAAUUGUGUCCUUCUGAUCGACUUUCCACACAAAAAGAAACUGUUUAAGGAUGCAUUUUGCUGCUAUUGAAAAACCCGUAACUAGAAAUGGACAGUUAUUUGAACAUUACAUUUGACCUACUGUAAAAGUUCAAAACAGUGAGAUUUUUAUGUUUGUUCAUGUGUACUUGUAAUGUAAUUAUAAUACUGUGAUCCA